This is a messenger RNA of Asparagus officinalis (garden asparagus), 795 nucleotides long. RefSeq lists its product as uncharacterized. Lineage: Eukaryota; Viridiplantae; Streptophyta; Magnoliopsida; Asparagales; Asparagaceae. Gene Ontology annotation, molecular function: RNA polymerase II general transcription initiation factor activity; DNA binding. The coding region runs from base 18 to 422 and encodes 134 amino acids. The record is from RefSeq and is a predicted model, not a curated record. The transcript is spliced from 3 exons. Gene Ontology annotation, biological process: transcription initiation at RNA polymerase II promoter. Gene Ontology annotation, cellular component: transcription factor TFIID complex.
CGCCCCGAACUCCUGCCAUGGGCCGCGCGCUCCUCUGCCGCGCGCCCCGACUCCUCCUCCGCCCGGAAUCCUCCAUCGGCUGCCGUUCCUCCUCCACCGCGCCCGACUCCUCCUCCGCCGCCGUGCCUGCGCCCCGACUCCUCCAUCGGCCACCGCUCCUCUACCGCCGCGCCCGACUCCUCCUCCGUCCCGACUCCUCCUUCCGCCGCCGCUCCUCCAUCGGCCGCCCGUGGACGACUCCUGAGUCUGAUGGCAAUGGGUCAGAUGUAGACAAGGACAAGGAUGAUGGCCGAUCAAAGGCCAACAAGGCCAACAAGGAAGAGGAUGACAAGAUGAGAACAACAACAGCAAAUGUUGCAGCCCGAGCUGCUGUUGGGGGGAUGAUGUACUCUUACUUGCAUUCAGUGAUCUUCCUUUCUUAAAUGGAAUAGACCAGGUAUACAAUUUGGAGGUUUGAGUUUCAGGGGGUAGUAGAAGAUUUGGGAGCCCCCCCCCAGCCAUAUCGCAGUCCAAAGUUGCACGAAAUAUUUCUCAAAAGGAUAUAAUCGCUGUUUUGGAGAGGGAGCCUCAAAUGUCGAAGUCUACUCUAAUCUAUCGCUUGUAUGAGAAAUUAUCUGGUGACUCUGUUGUGGAAAAAUUGUGUCGUAUAUGAAAUGAAAAUGGUUUGUUGCAGCUCUGCUGUUUGUAUCUUAUGUUGUACAUAUUCAUGGAUGUUGUAUACUGUAAGCUUUCAUGACUUAUAAGACGCGUAAAGUUCUGAAAACAGUGUAUAACCAUGGGCUUUUGUUGGAUUCA